UUGGCAUCCUUGAUGAGACUGGGCUGCCAAAUGCCUUUGGCUUCUGGUCAGUGUGACUGUGGGAAAGAAUUAGACUCAGAUGGAUACCACCUAAUAACAUGUAAGACUGGGGGCGGCCCGGUAAUCAGCCAUAACAACAUGGUUUCAGCAUGGUCAGACUGUUUGAGUCAACUGCAAUUACAUCACGUAAAAGAACCCAGAGGAAGGUAUGUCAAUUCUGAAGACAGAUCAGACAUAGUCGUGUUUGAUUCGGCAUCGGGGGUGGAUCUUGAAUUGGAUAUUGCUCUAGCACAUCCCUUGAGCAAUGAAAUAGAAGGUUUAUCAGCUACAACUCAGAGAGCAGCGGCAACCAGAAGAGAAAAUCUGAAGAUCAAAAAGUACGACCAGGAGCUCUUGCCUGGAGGUUUUCGACCAACAUUUGUGCCUAUAGUCUUCAAACAUUUUGGCUGUUGGGGAGAGAAAGCUGAAGACUAUUUGAAGAAACUGUCACAGCUAUCAAGAAAUGAAGACAGAAAGCCAAAUGCAUCAACCUUCAAGACAUACUGGAGAUCUGUGUUUUCUGUGUGUCUACAACGAUCAAAUGCUAGAGUGAUUGACAGAAAAAUAAAGAAGAUUGUUUCAAGAGACAGCCACAUAAACAUAAAUAGUUGUAGGUAGAACCAAGCGCUAUUGGCUUGGUAAUUUAGUGUUUAGAUGGUGUAUAAUAGUUCAAUGUUUGAAAAUAUAUGUAUUGACAGACAGACAGACAGACAGACAGACAGACACACUGAUAGACAGACAGACACAGAGACAGACAGACAGACAAACAGAUGUAGACAACAAAUCUGAGAGGCUGUAACUAUACUGUCAUUCU
This is a messenger RNA of Corticium candelabrum, 853 nucleotides long. RefSeq lists its product as uncharacterized. The record is from RefSeq and is a predicted model, not a curated record. NCBI's taxonomy places the organism in Eukaryota, Metazoa, Porifera, Homoscleromorpha, Homosclerophorida, Plakinidae. The transcript has a single exon. Bases 13 to 657 code for a protein of 214 amino acids.